GUGAUUCCACGUAGCGCAAAAGUAAAAAAAAAAAAAAAAUGCACCCCGCUCGCAUUACAAAUACAAAGAGUGGCACGUUUUUUUUUUUUUCAUAUUUCUUUCGUGUUAUUCAAAUGCAUUCAACGAAAUUACUGUUAUACUCACUCAGUGUUAUCUCACUGGCAAUUUUACCUAGUCUUCAACAUGAUGUGAAGGGGCCUCAAUUUCCUUUACAAGAACCAGCACCUGUCAAUUUUGUACAAAAUAUAUUAACUUCUGACAAUGCCAAAGAUUACUGCAAUCCUUCUGGACAGAUUAGAGACACUUGUUGUGAUUACCAAAGUAUUGAAACGAUUCAAAAUGACGUUUUCGACAAAGUUCAAGAAUUAGUUCAAACCAAGUUCUUUCGUUAUUACAGAGCAGAUUUAUGGAAAGAUUGCCCUUUUUGGAACGAAGAUGCACUAUGUACAAACCGUGAUUGCUCUGUCGCCACGACUGACGAGCAACUUUUACCAGCGGAUUGGAGAAAGGAUGCAUUAAGUGCUAUUCAAUUAUCACCAAAAGGAUCCCUUUUCCAACCAUUCAAACAAUGCUCGUACAAGGAUCAAGAUUUCUGUCUUGUAGAUGAUCAAUUGGACUCUGAUAGUGUUGUCUAUAUUGAUUUAAUGGAUAAUCCCGAGCGAUUUACUGGAUAUGCAGGCCCAUCAUCCGGACGAGUCUGGAAAGCCAUCUAUGAAGAAAACUGUUUUGAUAUUGUACACCAAAUGACAGAAGGAUGUGAGACAUGUAACAAUAUUAUGAAUUUGGGAGAGAGCAAACAAAAAGCAGCCCCUUUUGCCCACGUACCUGAUAAAAAAGCUGAAUUGCAACGAUUCUUGAGUGAUUUGGCGGAAGAGUCUGAUGGUGGUAUGGAAAGUAAUGAUGAAGUGUGUUUGGAAAAACGUGUUUAUUAUCGUUUGAUCUCUGGUCUUCAUUCGUCCAUUUCCAUCCAUAUCUGUAAUGAAUGGUUUGAUAGAGAAACAGGUGUUUGGGGCCCUAAUUUGGAUUGCUUUGUCAAUCGCAUUGGAUCUCAUCCUGAACGUCUUCAAAAUGUAUAUUUCACCUAUGCGCUCCUUUUAAGAGCCGUUCAAAAACUCGGACCUUAUCUUGAUCAAUAUGAUUUCCGCACUGGAAGUAAUGCAGAGGAUCAAAAGACGAGAUUCAUGGUUCAGGAUUUAAUUAAGAGCACGGAUUCAUGUCCAUCCACUUUUGAUGAAAAGCUAAUGUUCAAUGGUCCUGAAGCACAGGUUCUCAAGAAGGAAUUCAAAGACCAUUUCCGUAAUGUAUCUAAAAUUAUGGAUUGUGUGGGUUGUGAAAAAUGUAGACUCUGGGGUAAAGUUCAGACCGUUGGUUUGGGAACUGCAUUGAAGGUCUUGUUUUCGUACGAGGAUAAAUCAUUAAACCCUAUCACCAACCCAGAUUUGUUUGAAAGAGGCGAGAUUGUAGCACUCUUUAAUACAUUUAAUCGAUUUUCAGAAAGUGUUCAUGGAAUUAAAAGAUUCCGAAACUUGUAUAUUGAUAGAAUGACACCAAAGUUGACUUUGGCCCAAAAGAUCACGCUUCAUUUCCGACAAGUGUUGUCCCAUUUACUGACACUGCUUAAAAGUUGGAAUAUACCCGUCCCUCACUCUCUUGAAAUUUUAGCCUCCUAAUUUUUUUUUUUUUUUU
Messenger RNA from Mucor mucedo, 1686 nucleotides. Its product is annotated as endoplasmic reticulum Oxidoreductin 1-domain-containing protein. The transcript has 10 exons. Lineage: Eukaryota; Fungi; Mucoromycota; Mucoromycetes; Mucorales; Mucoraceae. The coding region runs from base 114 to 1670 and encodes 518 amino acids. Gene Ontology annotation, molecular function: FAD binding; protein-disulfide reductase activity; thiol oxidase activity. Gene Ontology annotation, cellular component: endoplasmic reticulum membrane; endoplasmic reticulum. Gene Ontology annotation, biological process: protein folding in endoplasmic reticulum. The record is from RefSeq and is a predicted model, not a curated record.